Molecule: messenger RNA, 6187 nt
Organism: Mercenaria mercenaria
Lineage: Eukaryota; Metazoa; Mollusca; Bivalvia; Venerida; Veneridae
Product: toll-like receptor 4
Exons: 1
Coding region: 400-3009 (869 amino acids)
Biological process (GO): inflammatory response; immune response; toll-like receptor signaling pathway
Cellular component (GO): membrane
Molecular function (GO): transmembrane signaling receptor activity; protein binding
Source: RefSeq, a predicted model, not a curated record
UGGAUACCGUAUUUAUCAUUAUCCUGUGACAAAAUACGAUGGUGUCAUCUAGGUUUUAAACAAUUAAUAUUUUUUCCUCGUUAGAUAUGGCUGCUUUUCGUAGCAACAUAUCAAUCUGUUUAUCAUUUUCUAAAUUCAUCAAAUGUUCCUUGUGAUAUAAAUUUAUCGUAUGUUUUUUUUUUCUGAGCUUAUUUUAACGAAGCCUAUAUAAAAUACCGGUGUUAUCUUUUGGCAGCGAGCUAUUUAAUCAUCUGAGAUUAUUUGACGCCGCUGAUUCUCUCUUAAGAUUCAAACGUGUGCACAAAUACUUUUAAGUGCAGCAUAGUAAAUGCAUUUUGCGAACUAUUUAAUCUAAUUGUGUUUAAACAAGUUGUGGUUGAGGCUUUUGCAUUCAUUACGAUGGAUUUAUUUUGGAUUUCUUUCGUUUUCAUUAGUGUAAUACAUACUACCACAAGUCAUUAUUCCUGUGGACCGUAUAGAAAAUGUCUAUGUUACUCUGACAAUAAAAUGGACUGUUCCAGGACAAUGCUUCCUCUGGGUCAGAUUUGUAAAGAAAUUGGUAACGUUACUCGGCCGAAUAUUACACGCUUGUAUGCUGAAUAUAAUGGUAUUAAUCAAGUAUGUUCAGCUUACUUAGAGGGAUGUGAGAGACUUACCAGUAUGUAUCUGACAGGAAACAAUAUUAGUGAAAUAAGUAAUAAUGCAUUCAACAAUUUCAAAAUUCUUAAAUUCCUUGACAUUAGUAAUAACAGUUUACGUGUAUACCGUGAGAAGGGAGAUCACAUUCUUGUGUUCCCAACUUCAUUAGAAACUCUGAUGUUGAAUGGAAAUUUCAAGCAUGAAGUGACAGGAAACGAAACAUAUCCAGACCUGCAAAACUUGUACCAACUAACAACGCUGCAGAUCGAUGGUUUGAAAAACACGCCUUUUCCAAAAUGUUACCGUUACAUCAGAAGCUUGAAAUAUUUAAAAGUGUCUGGAUUAAACGGAUACUGCAACUUGCCUCUGGUCACCAAUAAUACCUUUGAAAGUUUGCUACAUUUGCAAGAGUUAAAUAUAUCAUCAUGUAAUAUAACAAGUAUACAUGCAGGAGCUUUUCAGAAGCUUUCAAUGCUAGAAGUCUUAGACCUGUCUCAGAACAUGCAGUUAGGAUUUCAGAAUUUGAGAAACGUAUCAUUUGGUCUUCAAUUCACAAAUAUACAAGUAUUGAAUUAUUCAAAAGUGUACACUACGUUUGGAAUUGGUACACGGGUUCAGAAAAGAGAUAUCUGCUACCUUUGGAAUACAACCCUUCGAGAGUUUUCUGCUAACAGUAACCGUUUGAUAUUGUUCGAAACAAACGCAAUAGCGCUUCUCCCCAAAACACUUAACAUAGUACGCUUGGAAGAUAAUAAGUUUACAUUUUCUCUGUACCUUUUACAGGUAGUCUGUUUGUCAAACUUAACCGAGUUAUACUCCAAUAUGCAAAAUGCAGCUCACAAGCCGUCUUUAUAUUUUCAGCAGCCAGAAAAUCUAGUACCGAAAUAUGCUUCUGAUUUAGAUGAUUGCCCCUUUAUGAAAGAAAGUUUUUUGCGUAAUAUCAGUAACUCUAUUGAUGGAUGUCCUUAUUUUGAGCCAAACAAACGCAUAAACUUUAGCGAACAUUUACCAAGAUUUCCGAAAAAAUUGAAAAAAUUAUAUCUGGCUGACAGUACUCUUCAAUAUAACGUUACAUCCAUUUUUAUUAAUCCACCAAAUAAUGAAAUUGAAUACAUUGAUAUUUCUGGGAACGUCUUAUAUUCUUGGGCUGAACCUGUAGGGCCUUUUCCAAAAUUAAGAUAUUUAGACUUGUCACGUAAUUAUUGUUCAUACGUAAGGCCGAUUGCGACAAAAUAUCUUAGUUCGGUUGAAAACUUACAAUUUCAUCAAAAUUUUCUUGGAUUAGUUCUGUCUGAUGCAAAUGAAGGUUCACAAAUAUUUGAUAAUUUAACUAAUGUUAAAGUUCUAAAUCUUUCAUCAAAUAUUAUAAAGUACAUGGCACCAACUGUCUUUUCUAAGCUUACCAAACUUGAAAAACUAGAUCUUAGUGUAAAUAAUAUAGACGCUUGGACAGUUGAUGUCAGUAAUUUAAACAGUCUGAAGUAUUUAAAUUUGCGAUUCAACGCUCUCCGCAGCCUACCGCGAAGUCUUAGAACAAAAUUAGAAGAUAAUCUGAAACGGCAUGGAGGAAGAUUUAAAAUUGAUCUAAGAAACAACACCAUAGCUUGUACUUGUGAAGAAAAAGAUUUCUUGAAGUGGAUGCUUAAAUACAAAACUAGUAUGGUAGGCUUUAGAGGUUACAUUUUUCAAGAUAACACAGGAAAAAGAAUAUCAGCAGAUGUUUUCAUUGCAAUGGUGAAAGGACUUGAUAAAGAAUGCAAAUCAUACGUUCUGAUAAUAGUUCUCAGUUCCAUUGGCCUUUCUAUAUUUCUUGCAAUUUUGAUUGGAGCAUUGAUUUACAAGAACCGAUGGAAGCUUCGCUAUCUAAUCAGAUUGUCAAAAAUACGACAUUUUGGGUACAGAGACAUGACCAAUGAGACCGAAAACACUGAGUACAUAUAUGAUGCAUUCAUUUCUUACGCCGACGAGAAUUCGCAAUUCGUAUCGGACAAACUAGUUCCGUAUCUUGAAAAUCAGGGCUUAAAAUUAUGUUUACACGGAAGAGAUUUCCAACCCGGCAGAAACAUAAUCGACAACAUCUUACAGGCUAUAAGGAACAGUAAGAAAACAGUUACUAUAUUAUCAGACGAUUUCGUGAAAAGCACUUGGUGUAUGUACGAGUUCAACAUGGCAAGAAUGGACAAUGUCUAUUCACGUCAAGGAUCAAAUUGUUUAGUAGUGGUGAUGUUCGAAAAUAUUCCAGCCGGACAUAUGUCAAAUGAAAUGUUAAACUGGAUUCAGUUAAACACUUACCUGGAAUAUACCACGAAUAGCGAAGGUGAACAACUUUUCUGGCAAAGCCUGCACGAGGCAAUCGAAUGUAUUAACUAGAAGUUGAUUUAGAUUGAUAUGACAUGUAGAUGGUGAUUUAUAUUAACCACAUGUGAUACUAAGUACGAUAGUGAUCAAACAUUUAUAUCUACUAAGAAACUUUUCGUGACAAACUUGUGAAAAAAUACAAAUAUUUGAUUUAGUUUUCAAUAACCAGUAAACUUAGCAUGAACGGAAAUAAAUUAACAUGGAAGGCAUUUAAUGUAAAUAUUUACUUUAUAAUUCUGUUUUCUACUUUUGGUACUACAUGCGCUAUCAUUUAGAUAGUACUACAUGCGCUAUCAUUUAGAUUUGCUGCUAAUGUUUUUUUUAAUAAUAAUUAUAUGAGAAAUGUUGAAAGUGUUCAGUCCUCAGAAAGAAUCAUGAUGAGCGAAUACAAGAAUAUCUAAAUGUAGGGAUUUAAUCUAAACACUGUUUACACAAAGAAAAAAUAUGAAUUUGUUAAAAGAUUAUGAGCCUUGAUGCAGUGUAUUGCAUAACUAUGUAUUUUGAAUUUAUUGACAAAUACACAUGUGUGUUGGUUUUACAAAUUUUGUUAAAGGCAGCAUUGUUGAUUGGUUAUUUCAUUAUUGACAGGUUUAAUUUCCCUAAUCACUCUUCAGCGUUUAUCAAAUUUUCUUAGUACAAUGGGUUCAUAAGAUUGUAUCAACAAUGAUAAUAGGCAACCAAAAAUAAAAUUUGAUCGACACAUGUAAAUUGGUUCUGUUUAAAGGGUCGUUUUGGCUUUUACUGAUAUCAUUUCUGGGUACAUUUUUAGCUCGCCUGUCACGUAGUUUGUGAUCACCCUUCGUCAGUCGUCCGUCGGGGUCGUCCGUCCACAAUUUCUUGUGUACACGAUAGAGACCACAUUUUGUAAUCAAUUUUAAUCAAACUUGCACACAAUUUGUAUUGGCAUAAUUUCUAGGUUCUGUCAAACAGUGGCAAGAUCCCAUCAUGGGUUCCAGAGUUUUGGCUCCUUAAAGGGCCAAAAUUUGCUGUUAUGGCUUGUGAACACUAUAGAGAAUACAUUUUGAAAUUGAUAUUUAUCGAACUUGCACACAACUUUUAUUGGCAUAAUAUCUCGGUUCCUUUCGAAUACUGGCCAGAUCUCAUCAUGGCUUCCAAGGCGGUGCCCCACUGUGUUCCUUUGUUUGUUCGUUUUGUCCUUGUGUGUUGACUUUGUGUGCGCGCGUGUGUGUAUGCUUAUUGUUCGUCUUGUCCUUAUGUGUUGGCUUUGAGUGUGUGUGUGUGUGUGUUGUUCGUUUUGUCCUGAUGUGUAAGCUUUGAGUGUGUGUGUGGUGCACGCGUUUGCGUGCUGAGGGGUUCGUUUUGAGGAGGCUGCGCUUUUGGUGCGUGGCACUCCCUGUUUGAUAUUUUUCUUUGUUUUCCUGAGAUAUGGUCCCAUAUAAGGCGAAACAUUGCUAUUUUGGCUUUUGCAGCCAUAUAAAUAUUUCAUUUAUGGUUUGAUUUGAUAGAAACUUGCAAAAUAUCUUUAAAACAAGAUCUUAGAUUCCAUGAUGAAUCCGUCAGAUCCAAUCAUAGGUUUUUGAGAUAUGGCCCCUUACGAAAACCGGCUAGAUUCUAUAUGGGUUACUGUCCCUGAAAGGGUAAAAGAAUUUCUAUUUUGACAUUUUCAGCCAUAUAGAGGUUUCAUUCUUGCCAUGAUUUGAUGCAAACUUGCACAAAAUGUUUAUCUUGAUCUCUAGGCCAAGUUUAAAACUGGAUUAUGUAGGGUCAGAAACUCGGUCACCAGGUAAAAUCGAAGGGAAAGCUUGUUAACAUCCUAGGGGCCAUAUUUAUGACCAUAUCUUCAUGCAACUUGGUCAUCUUUAUGAUUCCAAUGCCAAGUCAAAAUGGGACAUAGGGGGUCAAAAACUAAGUCACCCGGCCAAAUCAAAGGAAAAGCCUGUUAACACCAUUGAGGCCACAUUAAUGACCUUAGUCAGAAUGUUUACCUUUAUGAUUCCAAUGCCAAGUCCAAAACUGGGUCGUGUGGAGUCAAAAAUAAAAGCCUACUUAAAUCAAAUGAAAAGCUUGUAAACACUGUAAAGACCCCCUUUACGGCCCUAUCUUCGCGAAACUUGGUUUGUUUUGAUGAUUCCUAGGCCAAAUUCGAAAUUGGGUCAUGUGAGUUCAAAAGCUGGGUCAUCACUCAAAUCAAAGGAAAAACUUGUUUUACAUAGACGUAUUUGUUAUCCCCCGACGAAAGUCGGAGGGAUAUAGUUUUGGCGUUGUCCGUCCGUCCGUCCGUCCGUCUUUCCGUCCUUCCAUCCGUCCGUCCGGAGCCAUAUCUAGGAAAUGAUUGGGAAUAUUUAUUUAAAACUUCAUAUACAUGUUCACCACUAUGAGUUCUUGCGGCCCGUCAAGUUUCAGUCAGAUUGGCCAAGUAACACCAGAGUUAUGGCCCUUAGAAGUUUCUAGUGUUAACUAUAUAGGGUACUAUAAAUAUGGCAAUUUCUGUAUCAUAACUUUUGAUAUAUUUCACCUAGAACUAUGAAACUUAAACAGAAUUUAGAUCACCAUAAUGUGGUUGUGUACACACAAUUUCGUUUGGAUUUAUUUGUAAAUUUAGAGUAAUUGCCCUUUAAUUGUAUAAAAAUCCACAUAUUUGUACAUAACAAACUUACCAUUUGGUAGAAUUUCAUUAAAUUUCUUUCAUUCUUUUCCAUGAACAUUUAUUGCAAACAUGUGAAGUUGUGUACCCACACCUGGUCACCCCCUUACCUUGAUCACACCCCCCCCCCCCCCCCCCCCCCCCCCCCCCCCCCCCCAAAAAAAAAAAAAAAAAAAAAAAAUCAUUAUUUUACAUUUUUUUCAGACAAACUUCAUAAACAUGUUCACCACUAUGAGGUUAUGGGGCCCAUCAAGUUUCAGACAGAUUGCCCAAGUAACACCAGAGUUAUGGCCCUUAGAAGUUUCUAGUGUUAACUAUAAUAUAGGGUACUAUAGAUCUAUAGAUAUGGCAAUUUCUCCAUGAUAACUUUUGAUAUAUUUGACCUUGAACUUUGAAACUUUAACAGAAUUUAGAGCACUAUAAUGUGGUUGUGCACACACAAUUUUGUACGGAUUUCUUUUGUAACUUCAGAGUUAUUGCCCUUUAAUUGUCUAAAAAUCCACAUAUUUGUACAUAACAAACUUACCAUUUGGCAGAAUUUCAUUAAAUUUCUUUCAUUCUUUUCUGUGAACAUUUAUUAUAAGA